Messenger RNA from Megalobrama amblycephala (Wuchang bream), 1222 nucleotides. It is a transcript of the gene ndnl2, whose product is annotated as necdin-like 2. The transcript has 12 exons. NCBI's taxonomy places the organism in Eukaryota, Metazoa, Chordata, Actinopteri, Cypriniformes, Xenocyprididae. Gene Ontology annotation, cellular component: nucleus. Bases 151 to 1065 code for a protein of 304 amino acids. The record is from RefSeq and is a predicted model, not a curated record.
UACUUGCCCCUGGUCUAGACGGUUGUUGUCCAGCAGAUGGCAGUGUGACGAUGUUCAGCUGUUAGCUCAUUGUCAUUCAUCAGCAGCAGAAGAAACAACCGGGAAACUGCUUUGAUAGGAAUUAAACAUCACUGACAGGGAUCGGUCGUUAUGUCUCAGAGGAAGAAAGCGGUUUCAGCUUCUCUGAAUAAAACUCAGAGAGGUUCCCACUCUUUCAUGAACACCAGAUUCAAGGACUUUCAAGGACUUUUUCAAGCACCGUUUAUUUUAUAUCAAGCACCUAUCAAAUUCACAUUACAUAUGGAGUGUCAUGAAAGACCUCUUACACGCUCUCAGUUAUUGCUGAAUGAGGGUGAUGAGGAUGCAACCUUCAGCCAGAUAACAUCAUCACAGGUCCAGAGAGCUCGAGAGAACUUCACAUCUGAUCAGAUAGACCGCAAGGUGGCAGAGGUGGUCCAAUUCAUCUUGAUUAAAGACCAAAAAAAAAUACCCAUUCGAAGAGCAGAUAUUGGCAAACAUGUGAUCAAGGAUUACAAACACAUCUAUACAGAUAUCAUCAACAGAGUUUGCCGUACAUUUGAGCAGGUGUUUGGAUUAAAGCUGGUGGAGACUGAUCCCAAAAAUCACAUUUAUAUCCUGAUCAAUAAGCUGGAGCCCAUUCAUGGAGAGCCUGUGAGCAUGCGUCCUGAAAACCCAAAGAAGGGUCUGCUAUUUGUCAUUCUCAGUGUCAUUUUCAUGAAGGGUGGUGUCAUCAAAGAGAAUCUGGUGUGGAAUACACUCAAGAAGCUGCGGGUGGAUCCAGGGGAGAAACAUGACGAGUUUGGUGAUGUAAAGAAGGUGGUCACAGAUGAGUUUGUACGGCAGAAAUAUUUGGAGUAUGUGAAGAUUCCUCACACAGAGCCGGUGGAAUAUGAAUUCCGCUGGGGACUGCGGGCAGAGAAGGAGGUGUCCAAACUCAAGAUACUGGAGUUUGUUGGAGAGCUUUUUGAGCAGGAUCCUCAGAGCUGGACACAGCAGUUCAGAGAGGCCAGUACUGCUGGUACCAGCAGCCAGAGGACAUCGUAACCUGUGUUUCCAUCAAGUUUAAUGCUUUUCAUUUAUUACUGAACCAUUUUUUUGCCCAAUAGUUUUGUGUAAACACAAAAGUUAUAAACACUUAACUAUAUUAAUUGUAAUAUUUCUUUGUAUUUUGUAAACAAAAUAAAGUUAUUUGACAACUCUC